Messenger RNA from Lathyrus oleraceus (garden pea), 1979 nucleotides. RefSeq names its product aluminum-activated malate transporter 8. Lineage: Eukaryota; Viridiplantae; Streptophyta; Magnoliopsida; Fabales; Fabaceae. The coding region runs from base 388 to 1827 and encodes 479 amino acids. The record is from RefSeq and is a predicted model, not a curated record. Gene Ontology annotation, biological process: malate transport. The transcript has 6 exons.
UAAUCUGUUUUAAGAACUAAACAAUUCCAAGCUCGAGGUAUAUCUCCUAACAUUCCAUGUCGAUGCAUGUUUUGGUACAUGUUAUUUUAAGACCAAUUUCUAAAAGUAUAGUACUUUCAGUCAUGGGCAUGCGUGUUUAAUCAUAAUAUAUUUUCUGUCACCAAACAAAAUUAGUCUCUUCACUUUCAACAAAAGACAGCAAUUCAUGUAUCUCAUUAAUUUAAAAAAUAACUAUGGCUGCUUCAAACAAGUAUAUGCUUUCAUUUCUACUCCUAUAAAUAUAACUCUUCAAACUCAUUUCAACCUCAAGUCUUUCAAGUUUCAACCUUAUUUGGUUCUUUUGUUAUUUUGUUCCAUUUUGAAACUUAAUCAUCUCUAUAUCUUGUCAUGGAUAUUGAGUCAACAAAUCAAGUAAACAAAGCUGGAUUCUUAUCUAGCUUGGGUGGUUUCUUCAAGGCUAUGCCUAUGAAGUUUAAGUCCAAGGUUAUGAAUGCAACAAAAAGUGUGAAAAAGAUAGGAAAAGAUGACCCUAGAAGAGUAAUCCACUCAUUGAAAGUUGGAGUUGCUCUUACAGUUGUGUCCUUGUUUUACUAUUCAAGGCCUCUUUAUAAUGGCUUUGGAGAUGCUGGAAUCUGGGCAGUUCUUACUGUCGUUGUAGUUUUUGAAUUUACUGUUGGUGCAACCCUUAGCAAAAGUUUGAAUAGAGGAUGCGCUACAUUAUUAGCUGGUGCUUUAGGGGUUGGAGGUCAUCACUUAGCCACUGCUGUUGGAGAAAGAGGAGAAGCUAUUGUCCUUGGAACCCUUGUCUUCAUUCUAGCUGCAGUUGCAACAUUUUUGAGAUUUGUUCCAAAGAUAAAGGCGAGAUAUGACUAUGGAAUGGUGAUAUUUAUAUUGACAUUCUGUUUGGUUGCGGUGUCGGGGUAUAGAGUGGAAGAAGUUGUUGAGCUUGCACAUCAGAGACUUUCAACUAUUAUUAUUGGAGCUGCAGCUUGCGUGCUCAUCUCCAUAUUUGUUUGUCCUGUCUGGGCAGGUCAAGACCUUCAUAACAUGGUUGCUUCCAACAUAGAAAAACUAGCCAACUAUCUUGAAGGGUUUGAAGGUGAAUAUUUUCACUCAUCAGAGGAUAAAGAAAAAUCUAAGUCACUUCUACAAGGAUAUAAAAGUGUUCUCAAUUCCAAAGCAACUGAAGAAUCAUUGGCAAAUUUUGCAAGGUGGGAACCAGGUCACGGCGGUUUUAGUCUUCGUCAUCCUUGGAUGCAAUACUUGAAAAUCGGAGUACUUGCUCGCGAAUGUGCAUACAAGAUUGAAACCCUCAACACAUAUCUUAACCCUGAAAUCCAAAUUUCUUUGGAAUUCAAGUGUUCAAUCCAAGAAGCAUGCACAAAGAUGAGUUCUGAAUCCAACAAAGCGUUGAAAGCAAUAUCAUCAUCAAUGAAAACAAUGACACACCCCUCAUCAGCUAAAAGUCACAUAGAAAAUUCAAAGAGUGCAAUAGAAGAACUGAAACUUGUACUAGAAGUCAUUUCCUUAGAGGAUGUGGAACUCUUAGCUAUAAUACCAGUUGCCACAGUUGCUGCAAUACUUGAAGAAAUCACUAUUUCAGUCGACAAAAUCUAUGAAUCUGUUUCUGAGCUUUCUCAUUUGGCACACUUCAAGACUCUAGAAACCAAUGUGUCACCGGAAAAACCACCACUACUUCAUAGAGGAAUCAUAAAACCUGUUGCGGACAUUGAUAACGAGCCGCAUGUUGAAAUCGCGAUCCAAGAUUUAUGUACAGACUCACCUGACAAAGCCCGAAAAAGCAGUGCAGAAAUGAAUAAAACAUAAUUGUAAAUUUGAAAAGUUGUGACUAUAACAUGAUACUAGGCAGUAAUUGACUUAGUUGAGUAAAUAGUUGUCAACCUUAUUUGACAAUUUGUAAAAUUAAGGUGAGAAUCUUUUUCAUAUUCUUACCUUAAUUUCAUUUCUUCAUUACUUUU